CUGGUUGUGAAUGGCGAGAGCUAGCAGGGGCGACGUCAAACUCAGAGUCGCUGCGAGACCCGGGCUGUCUGCCCCUUCUUCGGAUGCGGCCUCUGCGAACGGCUGUCAUCUGCAUGGGUUAAGAGGACUCACAUUGGGUUAAAUUGAACGUCAACUUAUUUCAUUCAAAUGGAUACGGAACGCACAUCUCUUUUGGGGAAGAGUCGAGCUACUGGCUCCUCCCAGGCUAAUUUGGUCCGACAGUCAUCUGGCCUACAAUGGGAUCCUGUGCGAGGCAGAAAAGCGGCUACUUUUGUCCUCCUAGCGCUAACUUUAGAACGAUUGGCGUAUUAUGCUUUGCUAGCUAAUCUCUUGGUGUUCCUAAUUCUUGGAGGCAACACUCCCAAGGAGGCCAUGACUGCUGUUCUCGUUGUUGGAGCAAUAGCUCAUUUUUCUGCUCUUGGAGGAGGCUGGCUUUCUGAUGGUGCCUUAGGUCGAUAUUGGACCCUAAUUUUGGGCCUAUCACUUUACGUGGUGGGUUUUGCCAUGCUGACAGCAGUAGCAGGGGGUAUCCUUUGGUCAAAUACUCAUGCCUCUCUGCCUCAACUGUACAUUAUAUUCACCUGCAUUGGCAUUGCUGCUGGGACUGUUCGAGCCAAUUUUCCAUCAUUUGGGGCUGAACAAGUGCGGCAUGGUGGUGGUGAAACAGUCCGCAAAUUUUUCAACUGGUAUUACUGGUGUGUCAACUCUGGAUCACUUUUAGGGGUGGGGCUCUUAUCACUAGUGGCCCAAGAGCCCGCAACCAUUGCAGGAGGGUUUUUGGCUGCUUGGGGAGGCGCUGGCGCUGGAGUGACACUUGCUUUGGUUCUGCUAGCGGCUGGAAAGCCUUACUACACCAUUUACAGGCCUGGCAGCUCGCCGCUCCUUUCAACCCUAAGGAUUCUGCAUCAAGGUGUUAAAGGCCGCUGGAAUCUGCGAAAAUCUAAUACUCAUAGCUCACCUGUUGUUUCAAACCAAUCCAACCCGUUGUCAGCUACAGCUCCCUCAUGGCUAGAUUAUGCCAAAAUGCGGUAUGGUGGAUCCCACCGUGAUUCUACUGUAGAGGAUGUGAAAAAGCUAGGUUCUGUGUUAAUACUUCUACUGUUACUCCUACCUUACUGGCUGGUGUUUUUUCAGAUUGAAACUGGCUUCCAAGAGCAAGGGGUCCAUUUAAAAAUCGGACUGGCUCCUAAAAACACAUUUAAUAUCCCCACUUCAUGGCUGAGUCUCUUUGACCAGUUGUUUAUUUUGGGUCUUAUUCCUUUCCUCAAUGGGGUUGUAUAUCCUGCCUUGGAUCGGAGAGGUGUACGAGUUACACUCUUUGGCCGCAUUGCUGUCGGAAUGGCCUUAAGUCUCCUUGCUGCUGUAUCAGCAGGUUUACUUGAAACAGUAUCCAUGCAACGCUGGAAUAGUGGACAUCACAUUGAGCAAAUUAUUCAUAAUCGGACAUACAAUGCAAGUGAUGUGUCAGUUCUGUGGCAAGUUCCUCAGUACUGCUUAGUAGGGAUGGCAGAAGUCUUUGCUGGAGUUGCAGGGUUGGAGUAUGUAUACUCAACAGCCCCAAAACCUCUGCAGGCUGUAGCUAUGGGUUUAUUAUCAGCAGUGGAGGGCUUGGGUUCAUUGCUAGGCACAGGCCUCAUAGGUGCUCUCAGUCCUGCGUGGAUACCUCAAGAUAAGGAUCAUUUCCAGGGCCAUUUGGAUUAUUACUUCUUUCUACUUGCUGGCAUUCAGGGUGUUACCCUUGUGGGAUUUAGUAUCUCAUUAUUCUUGAAGUGCUGUUUUAGUUCAGGAAAUGCCUCUCAAUCAGAUGUUUCUAGGAUAUCAAAUGUUUCACAUACACCCAACUCAACAAGCUCCACCCCCACUGUCACCAGUAGCACAAAUACUGCAAUAUCUAUUUAGCUGGUUCCCUAGUGUGUUGUCAUUUUUAGUUCAAUUAGUCAGUCAUGAGCAAUUUCUUAUUUUGGAAUUAUUUUUUUAAUCUCAUGUUUAUGAUCUGUGACUACCAGAAGACUGUUUUAAUCUUAUUCUGAGAUGUACGUAUGAUCAUUUUUUUUUUAACUUGUGCACAUUCCAUGGACAUUUACUGCUUUGCUAAGAUGAAGAUAUUUUUAUGAACAUUUUGAUAAUUUAUUAUGAACUGCUGUCAUUUGAUGUAUUUUUCCAUUGUCUUCUUUGAUGUUUAAUGCUCAAUGGCUGUGAGAAGACUUAGGUACAUUGUGCUCAGUCUGAUUUUGAGAUAAUUCUGCACAAGGUUUCCAGACUGUGAUAUUGUUUUCUAUUCUAUUUGUCUCAUUUAAUGAAUUAUUAAGGUAUAAGAUUUCUCAAUCAAAACAGUCAACACUAAGUCAAACAAUUAGUUGUUAUAGUUUAUUUUCGAAUUCAUGUUAGUAUUUACUAAGUUAUAAGGAAAAGGUUCAAUAACAGUUUGUAAAUGUACGAAUUGUACUGAUUUGAAAACAGUAGGUGCUUUGUAGUAGUACUACGUAAGCUCCUCCCAACUAUAUUUUGUGAGUAUAUAAUUGUUACAAUUAGCUGGCCCCCAGGUAAUACAAUACCAUGAGUUUAGUUAAUGAUUUGUGGUUCAUAGUUUGGUUGGAUAGCGGCAUCUAUGCUUUUCGCAUACAUGUCCAGGCGCUGCGUCAUCUGUAAAAAUAAUUCGUGAGUGCAGUAAUAAUUUAUCAGGAAAA
Thrips palmi is the source of this 2708-nucleotide messenger RNA. Its product is annotated as solute carrier family 15 member 4-like. Gene Ontology annotation, cellular component: membrane. Gene Ontology annotation, molecular function: transmembrane transporter activity. Bases 169 to 1920 code for a protein of 583 amino acids. Lineage: Eukaryota; Metazoa; Arthropoda; Insecta; Thysanoptera; Thripidae. The transcript has 11 exons. The record is from RefSeq and is a predicted model, not a curated record. Gene Ontology annotation, biological process: transmembrane transport.